Messenger RNA from Leishmania major strain Friedlin, 537 nucleotides. RefSeq lists its product as hypothetical. NCBI's taxonomy places the organism in Eukaryota, Euglenozoa, Kinetoplastea, Trypanosomatida, Trypanosomatidae. Bases 1 to 537 code for a protein of 178 amino acids. The record is from RefSeq and is a predicted model, not a curated record. The transcript has a single exon.
AUGGAGUCGUAUGAGACGGACGCCAGCCUCGAGCAGCUGCCGAAGGGCGUUGAGUUUCCUGAGCUGGUGCUUCGCUGCACUGUCGUGGCCGCGAUUCCUCUUCGCAUAUGCGAGUUUGGGGACGGCAAGGUGUUCACCGUAGUUGGCUCUGUCGCCCCGUGCACGCCAGGCGCUUGCGCCGCCAAGACACGGCUUCUGCGCAUUAACUUCUACAACUCGUGGGGGGCUGCCGCAGCCUUCAUGGACCCCGGUGACGUCAUCCUGCUGCGAGGGUUUUGUCUGUUGGAUGUACCGCCUCACGCAAGCGGCGGCGGAGCCGCAAAGUCGGCGUCGGAUCCCCAGCCGCUAUUUGUGCGUCCGCUGCCGAGCAAGAGCACGCUGCGUGUGCUGCAAAAGGGCAUGAAGGAGCUCGUGAUGGAGGUGGCUGUCAGUCCAGAGAACUGGGAUGCCAUCGGCAUGCGGAGUCUGCCUAAGUCGGACGCAGAAAACCAGAGGUACGCGCGCACGUGCUGGGGCUUGGAAGAGCUGUCCUGUUGA